Dimorphilus gyrociliatus is the source of this 1754-nucleotide messenger RNA. The record is from the annotation of a GenBank genome assembly. Lineage: Eukaryota; Metazoa; Annelida; Polychaeta; Dinophilidae.
AUAACUAUUUAUUCUCUCAGUCAACGACAGUCUCUUGUAUCCUUAUCCUUAUAUAUAUAUAUAUAUGUUAUAUAUAUAUAUAUAUAUAUAUAUAAGGGGAUAAAAAUCAAUGUUUUCAAUUAAUUUCGCACAGUUUAUUCUUUGUUAAUUAAUUGACUGAACUAUUCAUAAGCAUUUGGUAAGUAAACCUUUUUUUGAAGCGGGGUGAUUGGAAACCCCGACGAUCUUAUUAUUCAUCAAUCUGAUUCGUGUCGAGCAUUAAAAUUCUCAUGGUCACAAAUUAACAACCUAACCUGAAAAAGCCUGCAGAGCAUUGUGUCCUGACCUAAUAUAAAUCUACUCAGUAAAGGAUUUGGUUGUUAUAGAACAGAAACAUUAUUUUGAUACAAAAGAAGAGAAUCCAUUAAAAAAUUUUUUAUUACAUUUUCAAUAAUUAAAGAGAAGAUCUGAUUUCAUAAGUAAAAAUGGCUCGAACUGAAGUUAGUCUUAUAAUGAAAUACCUGAUAUUUGGUUUUAAUGUUAUUGUUUGGCUUCUAGGUGGAGCGCUUAUUGCGGGUGGAACUUGGGCAAUACAUGAAAAAAACGCUAUGGGAAAUAUUAAAUCGUUGACAAACAUAACAUUCGAUCCGGCAAUGAUAAUUGUAGUUGUAGGCAUAAUAUUAUUUACAAUUGCAUUUUUUGGAUGUGUCGGAGCUUUGAGGGAGAAUACUGUACUGUUAAUUCUGUACGCAGUUUUGGUCUUAAUUAUUUUUCUAACUGAGUUAGCGUUAGUAAUAGCCAUAUUUCUUUAUUCGGAAGAAUUGGAGAACAGUGUUAAAGGAAAAUUAAAGAAAUAUAUAGAAAGAUAUAGAGAUGAUCCAGAUAUGCAAGAUAUUAUAGAUUGGGUUCAGAUGGAUUGGUUGGGUUGCUGUGGAAUAGACAGCAAUAAAGACUGGGAACAUAACAUUUAUUUUAAUUGCUCGUCCGCUGCCCUUGAAUCUUGCGGUGUACCGUAUUCUUGCUGUAAAGAUCCUUACUCUUCUGUGGAGGAGAAAGGUAAAAAACUCGUUAAUCUACAAUGUGGAUAUGGAGCCUUAGAAGAAACUACAGGACUAAAUUUUGAAUAUAAAAAAGGUUGUUUUCCAACAUUUAAAAGUUGGGUUAAAGAUAAUAUGAUACCUAUAGCCGGUGUUGGAAUAUUUAUAGCUGUAUUACAGGUUUGUUUAUUCAACUUGCUAAAUAUUUCUCUAUUCUGUCUUCUCUCAAUCCUUUACAGAUUUUGGCUAUAUGUUUUGCAUGCACAAUGAAAUCAGACAUAAAUGCACAAAAAGCAAAAUGGAUAAGUAGUCGAUCAAGAAGGGUUUAAUUUGCAAGCCUUUUACCCUGUAAUUCUUUUUUAACAUAAUUUUAUAUAGAUAAUAUACAGUAUAUUACAUAUGUAUAAUAUGUAGAAAAUGUACUUCCUUUUCUUUUCUUUUUCGCUUAUUUUGCAUAUUUUGAACAUUAAUACUUUUUUUCUUCCUCUGUUUGCAUUAGUUGUUUAACAGCAUAUGAAUCUUGUAAUGUGAUAUUUGGUAUGUGCUAUAGCGUGUAUGAACGUUAUCGUACGAAAAUAAUGGAGACUUAUAUUUAAAAGCAUGAGAUUACAUUUCUACAAUAAAAUAUUUGCCUACAGCUUCUUUUUUUUUUGCUUUUAAACCUUUAUUUAAUUUAUGUUUCUUUUUUAUUUCUUAGCAGUUAUUUUCAGCUAUUUUCAUAAAAUAUAUAUAAUAUUA